AUAACUACUACUACUACUAUUAUUACUAGAUCUAUUACUCUAUACUACUAGAAUCUAGAACUUCUAGUUAUCUCUCUUAUCUCUACAUUAAUUAUGAAUAUGAAAUAUGAUGAUAUAUUCAUAUAAUGAUAUAAUUUAUUAUAAUGAUAAUAUACGAGCGGCGAACCUGCUAAAAUUUACCCUCUGAAGAACUACUUCUAGUUUCUAGAUCUAUCAUCAAAAUAAAAAGUCACCCCACUGGCCUGUUAUGUUAGCAUUCGGCUUUCGCUGCACUAUUAGCAUUAGGAAAUUCAUUUUUCCUGUUCUAAAACAGGCACAGCGGUAUUCAUCUUUUAUUUUUCUAAGAACUGCUGUAAUGGCCAAUGUGGCUCAUGUGUAUGAGAGUAAUCAUAUAGUCAAGUCUGCUUCCGAUCCCAGACAGUAUAGAGGGCUGGAAUUGAAAAAUGGCAUGAAAAUUCUCUUGAUAUCCGAUCCAGAGACAGACAAGUCUUCAGCUGCAAUGGAUGUUCACAUUGGUCAUUUAAAAGAUCCAAGUGACCUUCCUGGCUUAGCUCAUUUCUGUGAACAUAUGCUUUUUUUAGGAACAGAAAAGUAUCCCGAGGAAAAUGAAUAUAAUAAGUUCCUUAAUGAGCAUGGAGGAGCAUCAAAUGCAUUUACAACUUUAGAGCAUACAAACUACUAUUUUGACAUUUCACCAGAUCAUCUAGCUGGAGCAUUAGAUAGAUUUGCACAGUUCUUUACAAGUCCAUUAUUUACACCAUCUGCCACCAGUAGAGAAGUGAAUGCAGUGGACAGUGAAAAUAGUCGAAAUCUACAGAGUGAUCCAUGGAGAUUGUUUCAGUUAGAGAAAUCAUUGGCUAGACCUGAACAUGACUUUAGUAAAUUUGGAACAGGAAAUAAAGAAACACUUGAGACUAUACCUAAAUCUAAAGGCAUUGAUAUAAGAGAUGAACUUCUCAAGUUUCAUUCACAAUAUUAUUCAUCGAAUGUCAUGGGUCUGUGUGUGCUUGGUAAAGAAUCCCUUGACGACCUUCAAAAAUUGGUGGUUCCACUCUUUGAACAUGUUGUGAAUAAAAAAGUGCAAAUACCAAGAUGGGAUAAUCCUCCAUACACACAGAAUGAGUUACAGUGUAUUGUGUAUGCUGUCCCAGUCAAAGACAUCAGAGAGUUAUCUGUUUUGUGGCCGACUCCUGAUGUCAGUGAAUUUUAUAGGGCUAAUCCUGGACAUUACCUUGGCCAUCUGCUUGGUCAUGAAGGUGCAGGAAGUCUUUUGUCAGAGUUAAAAGCAAGAGGAUGGGCUAAUACUUUAGUUGGUGGACAAAGAGCUGGAGCUAAAGGCUUUUCUUUCUUUUCUGUUGCUGUAGAUCUAUCCGAAGAAGGUCAAGCCCACAUUGAUGAUAUCAUUGUUCUGAUCUAUCAAUAUAUCAAUAUGUUAAGAAAAGAACAGCCUAAACAAUGGAUUUUUCAAGAAUGCCAGGACCUGGCUGCUAUGUCAUUUCGUUUUAAAGAUAAAGAAACUCCAAAGGCAUACACAAGUAGCAUUUCAAGUAAAUUACAUGAGUUUCCAAUGAAAGAUGUCCUCAGUGCAUAUUCUUUGUUUGAUGAAUUCAAGCCUCAACUUAUUAACUUGAUAUUAGAUCAACUUGUGCCAGAGAAUAUGAGAAUCUCUGUUGUAUCCAAAAAAUUUGAAGAUGUAGCAGAUCAAACAGAGAAGUGGUAUGGGACACAGUACAAAGUGGACAAGUUUACACCCAAACAGCUUAAGAAAUGGUCCACCUAUAAACUUCAUGAGAAACUAGCACUGCCAGAGAAAAAUGAAUUCAUUCCAACCAACUUUGAACUUGUUCCUACAGAUCAUCAGCCAAGUGAAGUACCAGAAAUAGUGAAGACUACGCCCUAUUCUUUGUUGUGGUAUAAACAAGACAAUAAGUUUUUGAAACCCAAAGCUUGUGUAAAUAUUGACUUUAUUAGCCCAGUUGCUUAUAUGGAUCCACUACAUACAAAUCUCAAUGCCUUAUUUACACAGCUCUUUGAUGAUGCUCUGACAGAAUAUUCCUACAUGGCUGAGAUAGCUGGACUAAAGUAUAGUCUGAAUAACUCUAUAUAUGGAUUGACGCUUACUGUUAGGGGUUAUAAUGACAAAUUGCCCAUACUAUUAGAGAAAAUAGUUAAAAAGAUGGCAACUUUCAAAGUGGAUCCAAGCAGGCUAGCAAUCUUCAAAGAAAUACAUGGAAGAAACAUCAAAAAUUUUCAGGCAGAACAACCUCAUCAACAUGCUGUAUAUUACACAAAUAUGCUAACAUCUGAGACUCACUGGAGCAAAGAUGAAUUGCUGCAAACUCUAGAUGAUGUGACGCCUGAAAAUCAACAGAACUUCAUUAAUAAAGUUUUAGAAAGACUUUAUAUAGAAGCCCUUGUCUAUGGAAAUGUAACUAAAUCGCAAUCACUCCAAAUGAUUGAAAAUUUGGAAAAUAUUCUGGUGGAACAUUGUAAAACCAAACCUUUGUUAGCUAGUCAGCACAGAAAACUUCGAGAGGUUCAGCUUCCUGAUGGCUGUUACUAUGUUCACCAAGAGAAGAACCUUGUCCAUGAAAGUUCCAGCAUAGAAGUGUAUUACCAGUGUGGCCCGCAGACCACUGAAAGUAAUAUGUUGUUAGAAUUACUUUGCCAGGUUAUGAGUGAACCUUGCUUUGAUACACUGCGAACCAAGGAGCAGCUGGGCUACAUUGUAUUUAGUGGUGUUAGAAGAUCCAAGGGUGUCCAAGGUUUACGAAUUAUUGUUCAGUCUAAUAAAGCUCCUCAGUAUGUCGAAGGCAGGAUUGAAGCCUUUAUUAUGAAAUUUGAGGCUAUGUUAGAGAACAUGAGUGAAGUGGAGUUUAACAAACAUGUUAUGGCCUUGUCAACCAAACGUCUAGAGAAACCCAAGAAAUUAUUGCAACAAAACAUGAAGUAUUGGUCAGAGAUUAUCUCCAAUUAUUACAACUUUGACAGAGAUCAGAUAGAAGUGGCUUAUUUGCAGAAACUGAAAAAAGAUGACUUGUUGGCAUUUUAUAAGGAAAAAAUUGCAUUUGAUGCUCCUCGUCGUCACAAGCUGUCAGUUCAUGUUCUGUCUGGUGUUUCCAUGAACAAUGAACAAAGCAUCAGAGAUAGUGAGACUGGUGCUGUUGAAUUAACUACAGGGACUGAUGGCUUUGAACCAUCACCAAGUUUGCCAUUGCCCCAGGUUAUAACAGAUAUAAUGGAGUUCAAGCGAGACCUUGGCUUGUAUCCACUGCCCAAACCAUUCAUUGAUCUUACUCAGACCAAAGCUAAAUUGUAGAAAAUUUAAAUAUGUUUUAUAUUUAUAUAUUUUUUUUUAAGCAUUUAAGAAUUUUGUUUCUUUUUGCUAUCAAAAUAUUGUGUUUUCAUGAACUACCAAUGUUAGUGAAUAUAAUUGCAUAAUUUUGUUGAAUACCAUUGUAAAAAAAUAUAUUAUAAUAAUGUUGAACAGUGUGGCAUUGAAAAGAUUGAUUCAUAGGAGUUGUAUAGUAUAAAAUAUUUUGAGGUAUAUACAUGUAUUGUCAGAGCUACAGUUAGUACUGUAGUUUAAAUUAUUUUUUUAUUACUUAUUGAAAGAAUGAUGAUAGUUGUAAUGUGAUUUCAUUUUAACUAUAUUUUAGUAAAGCACUGUUUCCAGAAUUGUAGUUUUCAUCAAUAAAAUUAAAUAAUCGGAUGGAUGCCUGGUCGUUCGGAUUUAUCGACGGUCGAGGGUUCAAACCCUGCCCGCUCCCAUCCCCCGUUGUCCUGCGGGAGGUUUGGACUAGGAAGUAAACUAUCUUCAACCCUGAAGGAACAUCCGAAACAUGUAAAACAUUUUACAAACAUUUUUACAAUUACUCUCAUGGGUUGGCAUUUAAACAAUUAAAUGCUGAAUUAUCUUUUUGUCUAAAAAUAUUUCCUUUCAUGCACAAAGUAAAGUAAAAUCUUUAGAAUAGAAUACAUUUUUUUAAAUUUGUUCAAAGUGUAAUUAGGAUAAAUUCAAGUUGUCAUUUUGUAAAAUGAAUUCACAAUUUUAACUCCCUUGUUCUAAGAGUUAGAAAUUUUGUUGUACAACUCCCAGACUUCAUAGCUCAUGUCCUUGAUAGGCUAGAUACUAGAAGUAAAUGACGAAGCAAUAUCAAUGUAUGUAACACCAUUUUUUUUUUAAAUGCAGAGAAUGAUAACACAUAAUCAGGUAAUUUGAGUGGCCAUCUAUAUAAAUAAAACCUAUUCACUCCAUUUUUUCUUCUUGCAAGGGAAUGUUAUCUUGAUGGAUUCUUUUAAUGGGCAAUACUUAUUUUUUCAUGUAUUGUUUUAAUUAGGUAAGGGUGAAAAUUAUAUUUCUCUGUAGUAACUAAAUGUUUAAAACCCAACUUUAUUUUCUCAUUUUAAUUAUUUGUUGAUAAACCAGGAGGUUGAUUCUCAAUGUUUUGAAAUAUUCAUUGAAUAGAGAGUGUCAUAUGCAGCAGAACAUAUAAAAAAGUUUUCUUUGAAGAACUGGCCUUCAAUCGAAAGAAGCAAUUUUUGCAUUGUUGAUAAAUUUGAUUUUAAUGCAGUGGAACCACAUUAUAAUUGCUACAAAAGGUUUAACUUAUUUACAUCCUUGAUUGACAUAAUAAAAAGAAUCUACAUCUUUA
Biomphalaria glabrata is the source of this 4655-nucleotide messenger RNA. Its product is annotated as insulin-degrading enzyme-like. The coding region runs from base 248 to 3319 and encodes 1023 amino acids. The record is from RefSeq and is a predicted model, not a curated record. Gene Ontology annotation, molecular function: metal ion binding; metalloendopeptidase activity. NCBI's taxonomy places the organism in Eukaryota, Metazoa, Mollusca, Gastropoda, Planorbidae. Gene Ontology annotation, biological process: peptide catabolic process. The transcript is spliced from 30 exons. Gene Ontology annotation, cellular component: cytosol; mitochondrion.